ACAAAGGCGCGUUUUCCUGAGCGAGAGAGAGAGAGAGAGAGAAACGGGCGAUUUUCACAUAGGCAGAUCGGCCGAGUCGGUUGGCGAUUUCGUCGAUGUAGGAGAGAGUUGGGACAACAAAAGGGAGCUAAAGCCCACCUGGCAUUGGUUUCUCUGAGUAUUUUAGGGUCACCUCUUCGUUAUUUUCGUCGGGAUUUUCAGUAGGAGAGAUAAAAGGGCUGGUAGGUUUUAUUUUGGCCAGAAAGCUAAGAUUUUCGUUAGAAGAAGAGAAGAUGGAGUGGACUGCAUCUCUCGAUGAGUAUGAAAAGCUCGUCAUACGAAUGGACACUCCAAGGGUAGUCAUUGACAAUGCUGUCUGCGCAACUGCUACUCUGGUAAAGGUCGACAGUGCGAGGAAGCACGGCAUCCUUCUGGAGGCCGUACAGGUUCUUACCGAUCUUGACCUCUGCAUCAAGAAGGCGUACAUCUCCUCCGACGGAAGAUGGUUCAUGGACGUAUUUCACGUUACUGAUCUAAACGGCAACAAGCUCACGGAUGAGAGCGUUAUCAGCUACCUUGAACAGUCUCUCGGCAGCAGUAAUGGUCCCAGGCCCAAUGGCUUCAAUGGCCUAACAGCGUUAGAAUUAACGGGAACCGACCGGCCAGGACUCCUCUCGGUGGUUUUUGCAGUUCUUGACGACUUGCAAUGCAAUGUUGUGGAUGCAAAGGUGUGGACGCACAAUGGCCGGAUCGCGUCCACAAUCUAUGUCAAGGAUGAGGAUUCUGGCUCCGCCAUUGAAGACGCCCACAAGAUUAACAGGAUCGAAGAGCGUCUGAGGAGUGUUCUGAAGGGUGAGAAUGAUAUCAGGAGUGCGAAGACAUCAGUCUCAUCAGUGCCUGGUGCCCACACCGAGCGACGGCUCCACCAGAUGAUGCUUGCCGACCGUGAUUAUGAGAGGAAAUCAGCUGCUGCCAUGGCGGAGUCAUCAGUCCCGAAUGUAUCGAUUCAGGACUGGUCGGAACGUGGCUACUCUGUUGUUAAUGUGAAGUGUAAUGAUCGGCCGAAGCUAUUGUUCGAUAUCGUGUGCACGCUGACUGACAUGGAAUAUGUCAUCUUCCAUGCCACGAUUGAUACAGAUGGCACACAAGCUCAUCAGGAAUUCUACAUCCGGCAUACAGACGGAAGCCCCAUUAGUUCAGAGGCCGAAAGGCAGCGUGUGAUUCAAUGCUUGCAAGCUGCCAUUGAAAGGAGAGAAUCCGAGGGUGUGAGGUUGGAGCUAUGCACCCCUGAUCGAAAGGGGCUUUUGGCGGAUGUGACCCGAGGAUUCCGUGAAAAUGGUCUAUGCAUCACGAAGGCUGAAAUCUGCACGACGGGUGAGACGGCCAUCAAUGUAUUCUGUGUGACCAGUGCUGCUGGCCACCAGGUCGACCCUGAGACCAUCGAGGCCAUCCGACAGAGAAUUGGACUAAGUAGCCUCAAAGUGAAGGAACCACUAAUCUGCCACAAGACUUCUUCAGCAAGGGAGGAGACUACAGGAGUUGGUCUUUUCUCCCUGGGCAGUCUAGUUAAAAGGAAUUUAUACAAUUUGGGCCUUUUGAUCAGAUCUUGUUCUUAACCAAAAAGAUGAUCUGAUGUGUGUGUAGCAUAUACCUUGCCUCCACUCUAUAGUUGUUUGUACAGGGAUAGAAAAGAAAAGGAAAGAGGAUAUGUGAUAGUUGUUGUAGUGUAGAUGGUUGGUUUGGUUAGCCCUUUUUCAUAUUUUCAGAAAAGAAAUGAGAUGAAUAGGAAAAGGAACAAAGGAGAAGAAAAUUAGGUUGGAUUAGGGAGGGCUUUUAGGGCCCCUCUAUUGUGUGGUUGGAUUGGGGAGGGGUUUAGGGCCCCUCUAUUGUGGUGGUGUUUGCUGGCAAGAGUAGGUCGUUGAUUGGAUGGUGUGAUGUUGCCAUUGCAGCUUCGGACACGGUCUCAUACGCUCACUGUACAUAAACGGCUUAAAUUUUGAUUCUAAUGGUUGAUUGUAUUUGCCUA
Messenger RNA from Magnolia sinica, 2005 nucleotides. Its product is annotated as ACT domain-containing protein ACR8-like. The coding region runs from base 273 to 1595 and encodes 440 amino acids. Lineage: Eukaryota; Viridiplantae; Streptophyta; Magnoliopsida; Magnoliales; Magnoliaceae. The transcript has 7 exons. The record is from RefSeq and is a predicted model, not a curated record.